UCAACUGUUAUACGACGCUAUCAACGCAUGGGGGCGGGAAGUCUUCAGUAAAAUGCCUCAAAUUCAUUUGACAAACAUUACUUUGCAAAAAAAAAUGCAACGCAAGGCAGCGACACAUUCCACUUAAAUAACUAAUUGAAGCGUUAAAUCAUUUGUACGAUAAUCUAUUUGUCGGCUUAACAUCUCGCUGCUAGCAAAGUUAGCUUUAACGUCGCAAGCAGGAAGUCCAAUCCGAGUCUGCGCGGUCAGAGCGAGCAAUGACAACAAGCACCAAGAUGAGAACCUGAUCAGGCAAAACAACCUGUUGAUUAAAAAAAAUAUACCUGUCAAGAAAUGAGAGCCGUUCUGGUAUGGAAAGAAACAACACGUCAACAUUGUGUUUAUGACCUUGCAUUCAAACCAGAUGGCAGCCAGCUAAUUGUUGCAGCAGGCCUACAUGUCUUGGUCUACGAUACCUCAGAUGGCACUAUUAUUCAACCUUUAAAAGGACAUAAAGAUGUAGUCUACUGUGUAGCCUAUGCCAAGGAUGGUAAAAGAUUUGCCUCUGGCUCUGCAGACAAAAGCAUUAUCAUUUGGACAUCUAAAUUGGAGGGUAUUUUAAAGUACACACACUAUGACUCUAUCCAAUGUGUUGCCUACAACCCAGUCACUCACCAACUUGCAUCGUGUUCCUCUGGUGACUUUGGUCUGUGGUCACCAGAGCAAAAGUCAGUGAAUAAGCACAAAGUGAGCAGCAAAAUAACAUGUUGUGGGUGGACGAAUGAUGGGCAGUACCUUGCCCUUGGUAUGAUGAAUGGAGUGGUGAGCAUUCGGAACAAGAAUGGCGAGGAGAAGGUCAAGAUCGACCGUUCAGGAAACUCCUCCAGUCCAAUCUGGUCCAUAGCUUGGAACCCCUCCAAGGAUGAGCAACAUGACAUUCUGGCCGUUGCCGACUGGGGUCAGAAGCUUUCCUUCUAUCAACUCAGUGGAAAGCAGAUUGGAAAGGACAGGAGUCUCAGCUACGACCCGUGUUGUGUCAGUUACUUCUCGAAGGGCGAGUACAUCGUCAUGGGCGGCGCCGACAAACAGGCCUCCCUCUACACCAAAGAUGGUGUGCGACUGGGGGUCAUCGGAGAGCAGAAUUCCAGGGUGUGCACGUGCCGGGUCAAGCCUGACUCCAACUUUGUGGUGAUUGGCUGCCAAGACGGGACAAUUGCCUGCUACCAGCUUAACUUCAGUACAGUUCACGGCCUCUACAAGGAUCGCUAUGCCUACAGAGACAACAUGACUGAUGUCAUUGUCCAGCACCUCAUCACUGAAGGAAAAGUGAGGAUUAGGUGUGGCGAGCUGGUGAAGAAAAUCGCCAUCUACAAAAACCGCCUUGCCAUCCAGCUGCCAGAGAAGAUUAUUAUCUACGAGCUGUUCUCAGACGAUUCCUCAGACAUGCGCUACCGCAUCAAAGAGAAGAUUUGCAAGAAAUUUGACUGCAACUUGCUAGUGGUCUGCUCCAAUCACAUUGUCCUGUGUCAGGAGAAGAGACUGCAGUGUCUGUCCUUUUCCAGUGUUAAAGAGAAAGAAUGGGUGAUGGAGUCCCUCAUUCGCUACAUCAAAGUGAUCGGUGGUCCGCCGGGCAGAGAAGGCCUCCUGGUUGGGUUAAAAAACGGAGCGAUCUUAAAGAUUUUUGUAGACAAUCCAUUUCCCAUUACGCUGCUGAAGUUGUCGACAUCUGUGAGAUGCCUGGAUAUGAGCGCCUCGAGAAAAAAACUGGCUGUGGUCGACGAGCACAACACUCUCCUGGUCUACGACAUUAACAGCAAAGAACUGCUUUUUCAGGAGCCUAAUGCUAACAGCGUAGCCUGGAAUACUCAGUGUGAGGUCAUGCUGUGCUUCUCCGGCAACGGCUACCUUAACAUCAAGGCUAGUAACUUCCCUGUACACCAGCAGAAGAUGCAAGGGUUCAUGGUUGGCUUCAAUGGCUCCAAAAUCUUCUGCCUCCACGUCUAUUCCAUGUCUGCUGUGGAGGUACCUCAGUCAGCACCCAUGUACCAGUAUCUGGAGAGGAAGAUGUUUAAAGAGGCCCACCAGAUCGCCUGUUUAGGUGUGACAGACAGCGAUUGGAGGGAUUUGGCUACAGAAGCUCUAGAGGGUCUUGAUUUUGACAUUGCUAAGAAGGCCUUUAUUAGAAUACAAGACCUACGCUACCUGGAGCUCAUUAAUAGUAUUGAGGCCAGGAAGAAACGAGGAGAAAACGACAACGACUUGUUCCUGGCAGACAUCUACGCCUACCAAGGGAAAUUCCACGAAGCGGCCAAGCUCUACAAGCGUACCGGUCAGGAACCCAAAGCCUUGAGCAUGUACACUGACCUCCGCAUGUUCGAGUAUGCAAAGGACUAUGUCGGUGCAGCAGACCCUAAGACCUCUCGAAUACUGAUGGCCAAGCAGGCAGACUGGGCCAAGUGCAGCAAGGAACCUCAGGUGGCAGCCGAGAUGUACAUCUCAGCCGGGGAGAAUCUCAAAGCCAUUGAUGUUUUAGGAGAGCACGGAUGGGGAGACAUGCUGAUAGACUUGGCUCGUAAGCUGGACAAGGCUGAACGAGAACCACUGGCGAAAUGCGCUUUCUAUUUUAAGAAGCUGAAGCACCACGGCUAUGCCUCUGAGACUUAUUCCAAGAUGGGGGACUUGCAGGCCUUGGUGCAGCUGCACGUGGAAACCCAGCACUGGGAGGAGGCCUUCUCAUUGGCAGAGAAGCAUCCCCAGUUUAAAAACGAUGUCUUCGUGCCUUACGCUCAGUGGUUGGCCGAGAAUGACCGCUUUGAGGAGGCGCAAAAAGCGUUUCACAAGGCCGGGCGACAGAAUGAAGCUGUCAGAGUCUUGGAGCAGCUUACCCAGAACGCAGUGGUGGAGAGGAGGUUCAAUGACGCUGGAUAUUAUUACUGGAUGCUGUCGAUGCAGUGUCUCGACAUUGCCAGAGAAAAUGAAGAUCAGCGAGAUGAAAUGCUGAAAAAGUUUGAAAAUUUUCAAAAUCUUGCCGAGCUCUACCACGUCUAUCACCCUAUUCAGCGCUACACGGAUGAGCCAUUCAGUUCCCUCAUGCCAGAGACGCUGUUCAACAUCUGUAGGUUCCUCUUGAGCAACCUCCCCAAGGACAAUCCACCACCAGGCAUUUUUAAAAUCAACACCUUGUACGCGCUGGCGAAGCAAAGUCGAAAACUCGGUGCAUAUAAACUGGCCAGGCUUUGCUACGAGAAGCUCCAGAAGUUGUACAUACCCUCUCGCUUCCAGGAGUCCAUAGAACUGGACAGCCUCACGAUCCGAGCCAAACCAUUCCACGACAGCGAGGAACUGACUGAAGCCUUGAUGUGUUACCGCUGCUCCAACAAGCCCCUGCUGAACAACCAGGGCACCGAGUGCCUCAACUGCAAGCAGCCUUUCAUUUAUUCAGCCUCAUCCUAUGAGGUGUUGCCGCUAGUGCAGUUCUACUUGGAGGAAGGCAUCAGCGACGAGGAGGCUGUGUCUCUUAUUGACCUGGAAGUUCCUCACACGGAGCUAACGGAUGACCGCUGGCAGCAUAUGGACAAUGAUAUACAAGUUCUAAAGAUGGAUGACGGUUUGGAGGAUCCAGUGGAAGACCCCUUCACGCCCAAAAUGAUCUUUGAGCAGGGUGGCUCGCACUUUGUCCCCGUCAAGGUGAAUCGUUCUGUGCUGCGUUUCAUGAGCAGAAGGGACGUCCUGAUCAAACGCUGGCCCGCGCCGCUCCAAUGGGAAUACUUCCGCUCCCUGCUUCCUGACGUGAGCAUCACCAUGUGUCCCACCUGCUUCAAGAUGUUCCACAGCGAAGACUAUGAACUGCUUGUGCUUCAGCACAACUGCUGUCCCUUCUGUCGAAGACCCAUAGAUGAACCAAACUGAUCAGUCACUGCAUUGUCUGCAGAUUUGUAUUUAUUGUCUCGGUAUGGUACAUAUUAUUCCUUCCUAUUUCCGAAGGAUCACCACUGUAGAUUGUACACAAUUAGCCACUUAUAUUAUAUAAUCAAAUGAAUUCCAUCACUUUAAAGCAGAGGUAGGGAACCUAUGGCUCGGGAGCCAGGUAGGGCUCUUUUGAUGACUGUAUCUGGCUCUCAAGCAUUUCUUACCACAAUAAAAAUGUAUUUUUGCUAGCAUUUUAAAGUAAACCAUGACAGAAAUGACUGUUAAAAAUAAUAUUCAAAAUCAACAACUUUCUUAUGCAUUUUAAUCCGUCCAUUUAUUUUCUACUGCAAUACGGCUGACCAUAUCAAUUUUUCCUGAUGAUAUUUUCCAGGUCAAACACCAAAACUCGAUUAUUACUGGGUAAUGCGGUAUUGUACCUCGGUCAUUGAGAUGUCAACAUGUAAAUAUAAACUUUCCUCCUUUAGUCAAAUAGUCACCUAGCUAAAGCUGCAGAACCAAGCCUUCUGACGAAGAUGGCCAAAAGAAAGAAAUACAUGUACCGAGUAUGGUUCAAAACCAUGCAGCAGCAGAAGUUGUAUUAAUGGCAACAAGUAUUUGAUUUAUUAUUAGACACUGCGCUGCUCACGAAAGUGUGCUGGCCACACCCCAUUAGCGUGGGGUAGUGUGCCUGGUCUACGUAAUUAGAGCCCAUUAUAUCUAAAACUGUUGGUCUUACAUAAAAAUGCACACAUUUUAUUGCAUUCAAUGUUUAAAAAAAUGUAUAUGGCUCUCACAGAUACACAUUUUAAAAUAUCUGGUCUUCAUGGCUCUCUUAGCCAAAAAGGUUCCCGACCCCUGCUUUAAAGGGAAUGUAAAUGGAUGUCACAUUUUUUUUUGUAAGACAAGAACACUAUUUUUGAUCUAUCGUCAUACUUUUAUUGUACUUGUGUGUUUUUAAAUCAUCGCAUUUAUCCGUAGAAAACCUGCAUUCCUCAGGUGUGUAUUCUAGAACUGUAGCAUAUGUUUCAUAAUAGUUUGUUAUUUAGUCAUGAGAACAUAUUUUUAUAUUAUUUAUAUUGUUAUCAAUAAACACUUUGGAAAGAUUUGGCU
This is a messenger RNA of Doryrhamphus excisus (bluestripe pipefish), 4998 nucleotides long. RefSeq names its product intraflagellar transport 122 homolog (Chlamydomonas) (gene ift122). The record is from RefSeq and is a predicted model, not a curated record. NCBI's taxonomy places the organism in Eukaryota, Metazoa, Chordata, Actinopteri, Syngnathiformes, Syngnathidae. Gene Ontology annotation, cellular component: non-motile cilium; intraciliary transport particle A. Gene Ontology annotation, molecular function: protein binding. Gene Ontology annotation, biological process: intraciliary retrograde transport; protein localization to cilium; non-motile cilium assembly.